Haliotis rubra (blacklip abalone) is the source of this 4478-nucleotide messenger RNA. RefSeq names its product WD repeat-containing protein on Y chromosome-like. The transcript is spliced from 4 exons. NCBI's taxonomy places the organism in Eukaryota, Metazoa, Mollusca, Gastropoda, Lepetellida, Haliotidae. The record is from RefSeq and is a predicted model, not a curated record. Gene Ontology annotation, molecular function: protein binding; calcium ion binding. Bases 3 to 3695 code for a protein of 1230 amino acids.
GGAUGAGGCCUCGAGGAACGACUGAGGACACUAUUGACUCCCCAUCUUGUAACUACCUAGGUAAUCGCAGGAAAACUAAAGCUGCUGGAGAUAUUAACCUACACGAAGCCGCAGACAAUGUUAAACUCAACAGAUUGCAGAUGAUAUUCACAAAGGCCAGUCUGGAGGGUUUGCCGGGUUUGACUCUGGAUGAGUUCAAGGUCGCAAUUCGGCAGACCUUGCACCAAGACCUCAGCGACUUCGACCUUGAUAUGAUGUUCAUGAAGAUGGACGCCAACUGUGAUGGCACCAUAGACUGGGAGGAGUACCUCACCUACAACCUCCUAGAAUACAAGGAGAAGAACCAGAUGAUGCAGAUGCUGAGAGAAAAGCCUUUUCCAAACGAUAUGAAGCAGAUUCACACAAGGCACCACGAAAUUAUAGUCCGGAUCUCCUUCUACCCCCACCUCACUAAGAGAAGCACCAAGGUCGACCUUACUAAUGGCAAGUAUGCUACCCUCAGUAGAGACGGGGUGUUGAGCUUCUGGACUAUUCAGAUGAACCAUGUACGGUCAAUCCCAGCAUUCAGCCCUUCUGACCGUAAAACACAGCCGUGGUAUGUCGACAUGGCGUGUCUCUAUAACAACAACAUGCUCGCUGUCGCCUCCACAGACAGGGAUAUUACCUUCUUUGAAAUGUCGACUAAGAAGCUGGUGAAGCGGUAUAUGAUCACGGGGCUGGAAGAUUGUGUGACGUGUUUAGAUUGCCGGGCGGACCUAAAGGAUAGGAAACACACUGUUCUGAUAUGGGGUGAUACGGCUGGCAAUCUUUAUUCGGUCAACUUUGAAAUUCAGAGAGGAGGUGCAAUGUUCGGUUCUCAGGACCAGAAGAAAGACACGGUCAAGAAAGUCAGUUUUGCCGAGCUGCUCAGAGGGUAUGUGCCAAACGUGAAAGCAUACAAGCUAAGCAAUGUUCACGAUGAUUGGGUGUGUAAGAUCCAGUAUGUGCCAGAGCUCAGCUGCGUCCUGUCAUGUUGUCAGUGUUCCAACACGGCCCUCUUUAUGGGAGACUUCGUCAAGAAGAAAUCGCCAGCCUAUUUUAAAGUGAUGAAAGGUGUCCUCUGCUUUGACUACUGUCCUACGCAUAAUAUCAUCGCAACAGGAGGCAUGGAUUAUAAUAUUCGCCUUUUUAACCCGUAUGUCGCCAACAGGGCGAUAGUCAUACUCAAGGGACAUCUCAAACCAGUCAUUCACACAGUCUUAAAUGGGAGAAAAAACAUGCUGAUCAGUAUCGAUAAGGGUAAAACAAUCAGAAUCUACGACCUGAAGGACCAUAUUUGUCUUCAGCAUAUCAGUGGUCGUAUGGUCAAGUUGGGGCCGUUCCCGAUCUCUGCCCUCACCUUCAACCGGAAGUUGCAGCAUCUAAUUCUUGCGACCAAUGAGUUAGCUCUGCUGGAACACAAGGACGAGGACGAGAAGAUUGCAGAGGUUAUAUCCCACACUAAACCGGUGGUGAAAGCACUGUACAACCCUACCUUCAACGUAAUGGUCAGCGCCUGUGAGGAGUCUGUGGUCAGCAUAUGGAAUAUCGACAAUGGAGAAAAGAUAAUGCAGUUCAUCAACGCUCACAGUUCAAUCGAAAAUGGCGUCGAAAUUCCUGUUGAAAUUACAGUUAUGACAUUUGACACGGGAGGCCGCCGUAUCAUUACCGGCGCGAGGGACGGCAGUGUCAAAGUAUGGAACUUUAAUAAUGGUGCCUGUCUCCAGAAAUUUCAAAUACCUGACGAAAGCGUUAUAACGGGGAUAGUAAGCUCCAAACACCGCAUCUACGUAGCCGGGUGGGAUAGGAAAGUUCACAUCUACGUGGAUGGUGGUGGUGAAGAGAGUCGGAAGACGUGGCAGACACGACACAAAGAAGACAUCCUCAAUAUUGCAUACCUCAGCCCUAACAUAAUAGCAACCAGUUCUUAUGAUGGCGACAUAGUCAUCUGGGCACGUGACACAGGGCACAUGUACAGUCGUCUCAACGCUCACCAUGGUGUACGACCAAUCAUGGAUACCUUUAAUAGGGACAACACGGAGGAGGCAGAGGAGGAACUAGAAAUGGACAUGUCAGAAACUCCUCAUCCCAGCCAGCCCUCCUCCAUGUCCACCCCAGCUGAUGGCAGGACCUCUUCCAGGAGAAGCAGUAGCAGCAGUCCGAGGAAGAGUCUCAGGUGGGGGUCACGGCUGGGGAGACUGAAGGAGGAAGAGGAUGGGUCAAACGAGAGCACCACGCCAAGUAAGAUGUCUUCAACCCAUUCGUGCGAACAUCCCCUUCUCCGUGCCUUGGACACUGAACAGAUCAACAGCCCGUCUGGGAAGUUUAAACCAAGGAGCAAGUUCAGCAGGGAUGAAUACGAAAAUAUCUGUCAAGCCUACGAGGCAGCGGUUGAGAAAAUAAUAUUUCUGAAUACACGUGAAGCUCUAGAGAAGAAGACGGCUGUUAUGGUAACAGCGGGUGCAGAGGGAUGGGUUCGAGCCUGGUCUCUUCAUCACCAAGGAGGACUUUUAGGGCAGUUCUAUGCAUCCCAUGUGGUAGGGGACAGCAUUUCUACUAUUGCCACUGAUGCCCAAAACAGAUAUCUGUUCACUGCAGACAUAUCAGGCUAUGUGAAAGUCUGGGACCUCAUUGGCUACUGCACAGACACAAACAUGUCGCAGAGAGAAGAGGCCAGACACUUAGACCGAUUGAAAGAAAAGUUCACUUUUCUAAGGGUUGAAAGUGCUUAUGGACAAAGCUUAUUCCAGAUUACGAGACAAGCGCGUAUAUUUAACACACGUCCUCCACCACUGCGCAGCAAACCCGAAAAGAGCGUGAAGACGCCACGCCUGCUCAACUCAUUCCGCGCUCAUGUGUGUCCAGUCAAUAGCAUCGACUUCAUAGAGGACCGUGAACUGAUAAUUACCGCCAGUGUGGAUUGUGCCAUCAGACUGUGGACCAUCUGUGGCAGAUACAUUGGAACAUUCGGCGAGAGGUGGAAGAAGCUACCGAGGACGAUCAUACCCGACAACAUCAAAAGGAACAUCCCUAAAGAGCUACGUCGAGCCGGCUCUGCUAAGACCCUCAGGGUCCUCAACGGAGGUGAAACGCCCCACUGGGAGCUCGCUAUGAAGAUAGUUCGGCAGAGGGGCAUGGAGCAGUUGAGGACCCAGUUCCCACACCUGCAGAGGCGGGACUACAAAGGUGGCCCCGAUACCGCUGAGCAGAAGAUGGUUGGCAGCAACAUAUUGGGCAAGUCUUACAAGAGGAAGGUCCGCCACAAACUGCCACCAGUAUUGCCCAAACUCAUCGAGACUCCGAGCACUAUUGCCGUGUAUCACUCCAUUCCAUUUGUUGAUUUGAGUCCCUUCGACCUUGUUCACCCUCCAGAGGUCAUUGAAGAAAUCAACAAACGCAGGCAGGUGGCCUCAAUCAGAUAUUCUGCCAAACAGAAAGGAGGCGUGAUCUCAACCUACAACAAGGUCAUCACUAAACCAGCGGUGGGCUUACCCAAACAGGGGCCACACAAUCGUCUGAAGAAAAUAAUCAGUUUGCAUAAACGUCAGAGAAGUCGGAGCGGAACUCCUGACACUGAGGACAUGCGCAGUACACUGACGAACUGUCCGAGUACAGUGACAUCACCAAGUCCAGACUCAAGGUCCAGUCAUGGGGUAAAGCUGGCGCAGAUUGACUGACAGACCUCGUUGGAUGUUUCCGGCGCACUAGAGAGUAAUGGAUGAAUAGCUGAUUUGGGUCCAUCGCGUUUGUUCAGAAACUUUCAUUUGAGAGAUUAGGUGCUUAGGCAGACAUACACAACGCAAUGUGAACUUGACAAUGGAAUAUUUUAGUAACACGUAUACCAUAAGAAAUAUAUACUACUCUUAACAAUAUGCAACUACUUGCACAUAUGGAAUCAUAAUCAUAAAUCGUGUCGUUAAGGAUAUAGAUAAAACGAACCGAUGUCAUUUUAUUACGCCAGAAUUUAGAUUUAGCGAGUUGAAUAUUUUCGUGUUAUAUUUAUUAUUGUAUUUUCGAUACGUUUAACCAGUUUUAGAUAAAUAUUAAAUGUGUAUAUGACCUUUUCACCUGUUCUCGUUUCGUAUUAGGACAACUGUGCCACAACUUGGUGCCCUGUAUUUUAUGAAGCUAUUGAAGUUUCAGGGUGGCCUAACACAACAAAUGUAUGUUGCUACUUCGUUCCUCUUCACUUUCUAAAACACAAACGCCAUUUGUGGCGGACGGAGGUAAAUAUCAUGUAAUGUACGUAUAAUCUGAUGGGUUGACAACCAUUCACGCUGCAAACUCGAGUUUGAAAACAAUGAAACGUUGGCCACAUGUUUGUGAGAAGAAAGUCAGAUUCUAUUUCUUGCUAGUGGUUUGUCAAACUUAAAGAACUAGUUUGCUGACUCUAGUCGCAGUUGCUCCCAAAAGCCGUAUGUUAGUAAAACCACCGACGUUCGUUUGAGCAUCAUGGUCUU